This is a messenger RNA of Nanorana parkeri, 1170 nucleotides long. Its product is annotated as acrosin-like. Gene Ontology annotation, molecular function: serine-type endopeptidase activity. Lineage: Eukaryota; Metazoa; Chordata; Amphibia; Anura; Dicroglossidae. The record is from RefSeq and is a predicted model, not a curated record. The transcript is spliced from 6 exons. Gene Ontology annotation, biological process: acrosome reaction; proteolysis. Bases 1 to 1170 code for a protein of 389 amino acids.
AUGCCCCGGAAAUCGGGUGGUGUUGCCUUUCCUGGCAAAGCGUCCCCGAAAACCAGUGGAUUUGUGAUCAUGGAUCUGAUUAUGGGGAAAUGUAACACUCGAAAUGUGUGUCGGGUGGACCGGCGAGAAAGGAGAAAACGGGUGUGUGCUGUUAAUGGAGUUGCGUACCAGCAUGCUUUGUGCUGUGUGUCUGUGACCUUCUACCCUUCCCCUUCAAUGAAGGAAAUAGGUUGUGGUGGACGCCCUAUGCGUAGCGCUUCACGGAUUGUUGGAGGAGUUAUGGCCCAGCCCGGUGCCUGGCCCUGGAUGGUCAGCAUACAGAUGCCAGAGUUCAUCGGGUAUAAACACUUUUGUGGAGGAACCCUAAUAACAGACCAAUGGGUUCUAACUGCCGCACAUUGCUUCAAGGAUCUGAGCUUUAUGUCCAAAUGGAGGCUUGUGAUAGGGGGUCACCAACUGUCACAACCUAGCAGCGAUGUCCAGAUAAGAUCUAUCAAGUCAUACAUCCUUCAUAAAAGAUAUUCCGAGCGAUUGAAAAUCAAUGACAUCGCUCUCAUAAAGCUCGAUUCGCCAGUGAAAUACAGUGGCUAUGUUCAACCUGCCUGUUUACCCAGCAGCACCAUGGACAUCCCUGACAUGACCUCAUGCUACGUAAGUGGCUGGGGUCUCAUGUCUGAGAAAGCUGCCAGAACAGCAGAUAUACUACAGGAAGCCAAAGUUUCACUGAUUGACAGAGAGACAUGUAACAGCCCAGGCUGGUACAAUGGCCGUGUCAAGAAGCAAAAUCUGUGUGCUGGACAUCGCAUGGGAGGAAUUGACACCUGCCAGGGAGACAGUGGAGGACCACUCAUGUGUUUGGAUAAAAAAACUUCCAAAUAUUACGUGGUUGGUGUCACAAGCUGGGGUUUUGGCUGCGCCCGAAAGCAGCAACCAGGUGUCUAUGCCAGUACCCAGCAUUUUCUGAAGUGGAUUUCUGCUAAAUUAUUAGGUUGCUCUUCUCAGCAGAGAAAACAACCAGCUUUUAGCACCACUUCUGCUACAGUGUCUUCGGGAUCUGAGCGUAAAUUGGAUGUCCUACCUUCAUCUCAGGUAGGCUCAACUCUGAGACUAUCUAUAAAGGACAACCCUUACGUGAGGAAGAUUCUGAAGAAGCUUAGCCUUGCCAAAUAG